UCUCGCGGUUUACCUCAACCCGUUCGUUGAAACGCCAUAUAUCCAGUCUUUUAUCGCGAUACCCGAACCCGUUUAGGUGUCAACCGACAACAACAACAUCAUCAUGUCUACCGCAGUCAUCAACGCCGACGACGACCACCUGGAGCCCACGCUCCAGUCGAUUCUCGACCAGCGCUCGCUGCGCUGGAUCUUCGUUGGCGGCAAGGGUGGUGUCGGCAAGACGACGACAUCGUGCAGUCUGGCCAUCCAGCUGGCCAAGGUCCGCCGUUCGGUCCUGCUCAUCUCGACCGACCCCGCCCACAACCUCAGCGACGCCUUCAGCCAAAAGUUCGGCAAGGAGGCGCGUCUGAUCGAUGGCUUUAACAACCUCAGCGCUAUGGAAAUUGACCCCAACGGUAGCAUCCAGGAUCUCCUGGCUGGCCAGGGCGAGAAUGAGGGUGCUGGUGAUAUGGGUGGUGUGGGCGGCAUGAUGCAGGAUUUGGCGUUUGCGAUCCCCGGUAUCGAUGAAGCCAUGUCCUUCGCCGAAGUCCUCAAGCAAGUCAAGUCGCUCUCGUACGAGACCAUCAUCUUCGACACAGCACCCACCGGCCACACGCUGCGCUUCCUGCAGUUCCCCUCAGUCCUCGAGAAGGCCCUGGCCAAGGUUUCGCAGCUCUCUUCGCAAUACGGCCCCCUGCUCAACGGCUUCCUCGGCUCCAACGGCACGCUUCCCAACGGCCAGAACCUGAACGAGAUGAUGGAAAAGCUCGAGACGUUGCGGGCGACCAUCUCGGAGGUGAACACGCAGUUUAAGGACGAGCGCCUGACCACGUUCGUGUGCGUCUGCAUCCCCGAGUUCCUGUCGCUGUACGAGACGGAGCGCAUGAUCCAGGAGCUGGCCAGCUACGGGAUCGACACCCACAGCAUCGUGGUCAACCAGCUCUUGUUCCCCAAGCCCGGUUCCGACUGCGAGCAGUGCACGGCCCGCAGGAAGAUGCAGAAGAAGUACCUGGAUCAGAUCGAGGAGCUGUACGACGAGUUCAACGUUGUCAAGAUGCCGCUGCUGGUGGAGGAGGUCCGUGGUAAGGAGAGGCUGGAGAAGUUUAGCGAGAUGUUGGUUAAGCCUUUUGUGCCGCCACAAUAGGAGGCUUAUAUCAUAUAAUAUAAAAGGCGUAAUAAUGAUAAUCUACAAAUUCUCGUCGUCUUGUCUGGUCGUGACCAAGACACUGAGGCCGUGAUGGGAAUAGGCUUUUGGGUCUAGACACUGCGCCGAAGGUUAAUUCACUUCAAGCCAUAUUUGGAAAUACAACACAGUCACACAUGGAACACAAGAGAGGAAAGACCAGAAAAAAAACACUUGUUUUCUAUUACGAUACCUAGACCUCGAAAGCAAUCUAAACCGAGUAACACGUGCAGCAAAAUCAAAGCAGCUAUAAAAGACGGAGUGAG
Molecule: messenger RNA, 1428 nt
Organism: Neurospora tetraspora
Lineage: Eukaryota; Fungi; Ascomycota; Sordariomycetes; Sordariales; Sordariaceae
Product: putative arsenite translocating ATPase
Exons: 2
Coding region: 104-1123 (339 amino acids)
Biological process (GO): post-translational protein targeting to endoplasmic reticulum membrane
Cellular component (GO): GET complex
Molecular function (GO): ATP binding; ATP hydrolysis activity
Source: RefSeq, a predicted model, not a curated record